CACUUCCUGGGCCAGUUCCUGGGCUAGCCCCUAUUUACUGCCACAUCUGAGUGCGUCCUGCCCUCCCACACGAGUCACCGCCCAGCGCCCUGUCAGCUAGCGCAGUGCGAUCCCCAUUAUGCAGGCUGAGGACACAUUCCCCAAGUGACUUCCCCAAGCCCUUAGGGACAGUCUGUGACGGAGCCAGAAACUGACCCCCAGCUUUGCUCCAGUCCCGUUAGCUCCCUAACCACUGGGCCAGGCCGACUGGGCAGAGAGGCCAAGGUUCCCACGGGCGCUGAAGCCUGAUCUAACCCUAGCAGUGAGCAGGGCUGCAGCACAGGGGCGGGGGAGCCUGCCCAGGCACUGCCCCUGCUGCGCAAAGGAUCGGUGACUCCACAGGGCCAUCAGACAGACACUUUUCCUUUAAACUAAAAUGCCUCACAGGCUUUAUUUUUACCCACAUGCUGCACUGCACCCCGGCCAUCCCUCUCCCCAUGGGAAAGGGUCCCCUGGAUGGCCGUGGGCUUUGGCUCAGGCCCCUACAGCCACGGUCCCUGUGCCCUGCAUUCCCCUUCAAACAGCGAGGCAUGCACACCAGCAGCGCCGUGGUGCCACCGGGCUGCAGUAGGCGGGCCCUUGGCAAAGCUCCCCAGGCCCCUUUGUUAUCAUGACACAGUCACUAAGCAACAGCCGCAGGUUGCAGCCAUGGCAUCCAGGACAAAGCGAGCCCCGAGCGUCCAGUAUGAGGUGGAGGAGUUUGCUUUCCAGGCCAGGCUCUCAGUGUAUGGGCUGGCGCAGGAGCAGCAGAAGGCGAUCCGAAAGAAAUCGCUUCUGCACAGGCUGGUAUUUCUGGCUAAGAUCUCCCCGGAGCUGGCCGACAAACGGGAUUUAGCAGGGUACUGGCACCACCUCUUCCUGAGUCUGCAGCGCUACUACCAGGGCGAGGGGGUCACGGGCCUUCUGCUGCUCUACCCCACCUACGUGGUGCACACCCUGGAGGCCUCCAGCGAGGUGCUUUACUCCAUCCUGAGGGACCUGCGAGACAUGCAGCCCCAGCAGCACAGGGCCCUUGUUCUAGAGCCCAAGAUCCUGGUGCUGUCCCACAACAUUCCCUCCCGGCUCUUCCAGCAGUGGAGCUACAAGGUGCUGGCUGUGCCCAGCAGGCACCUGGGCUACGACACCUCGCGUGAGGAGCCAAUUGAGACCAUCACUGGUGAGUGCCUGGCGAUGCUCCUGAAACUGGGGAUGCACCUGCUGAAAUACCCCAAGAGCCCCCCAAACCUCCCUGAUGCCGUUCUGGAGGAGGUCCCCAACUUAAUUGUUCCCCAGGACACCAUCUGCCACCUCCUGGAGUGCCGGGAGCUCCUGAGCCCUGCGCAGUUCCUGCAGGCCUACGAUUCCCCCUUGAACGUCGUCAUGGACUCAGGGCACGUGUUGGGAAGUGACAACCCGUAUGCUGUGUAAGUUUCUUUGCAACCCAAAGAGCGCGUGUGGCCACUGCCUGGGAAGGUGAAGUUGGAUGCCGUGAGCUCGUGAAUGGAAAGGAAUCGGGGCCCAUGGACGCGUGGGGCACAGCUGAGAUUGGAGGGUUGUGGGCAGCAGCCCAGGCACUGCUCCGGCCCACAGCUGGUCAUGCAGUGCUCAGGGUGUGGCUGAUCUCGGCCCAUGAUCGUGGGAAACACCCAAGAGCAGCAUGGGAGAGCGGCUGGAGGAGCCUGCGUCUCACCAGCAGAAUUACGGGCUCAGAUGGACAAAUGGGUUUACUUGUAAUUAUAUGGG
Molecule: messenger RNA, 1761 nt
Organism: Malaclemys terrapin pileata
Lineage: Eukaryota; Metazoa; Chordata; Testudines; Emydidae
Product: testis-expressed protein 47-like
Exons: 8
Coding region: 496-1446 (316 amino acids)
Molecular function (GO): FAD binding; blue light photoreceptor activity
Source: RefSeq, a predicted model, not a curated record